AUGAAUGAGAAUAAGAUUGAUUAUUUAGGAAGGAUUCAACAAAACCAUAUACUAAAUGGUGAUUGUUCGAGUCACUAUUUUGAUAUGAGAAAUGCUUCAAAUAUUGGAAAUUUUAGUCAACCAUUUUCAAUGGAACAAUCAUCAUCUAGCACAAUUAUAAGCCGUUUUGAGUCACCAAAUUCAGCUUUUUAUGCAACAGAGAUUUGCAUGGGAUUUCCAUGUUAUGAUUUGGAGUAUCCUUUGUAUCAAUGUCCAAGGGAAAAUAUUUUCCAUGAUUCUUCAACAAACCAAACUAGCAAUAACUUUGAUUUGUCAAAUUUUAACACUUUGCAACCAUUGGUUAGAUCAUCUCAGUUGAAUAGUGAUGAUCAAUGUUGUAGAUCUCCUCAGAAAUCCAAUGGAAAUUUUCAACAUAAGUUCUUCAUUGAUGAUGCGGCUCCAUUGAUUCAUUCUAAUGGAAAUCAAGAUCAUAAAGUUUCAUGUGGUUCAUAUGAUUUUCCUGUUGUUUCUCAGUUGAAUUUCUCUUAUCAGCAAGAGAAAGUUUCUCGAACAAUGUCAACAGGAAAUGUGUCAACAACUUCUGGAAACCCUUGUGGUUCACCAGUCUCGAGUAAGACAAGAAUAAGAUGGACUCAAGAUCUUCAUGAGAAGUUUGUUGAGUGUGUGAAUCGUCUUGGAGGUGCCGAGAAGGCGACGCCAAAAGCCAUAUUAAGGCUGAUGGAAUCAGAUGGAUUGACAAUCUUCCAUGUUAAAAGUCAUCUGCAGAAAUAUAGAAUUGCGAAAUACAUGCCAGAACCAGCCCAAGGGAAAUGUGAGAAAAGAACUCAUGUAGAGAAUGUGCAUCUCGAUGUCAAAUCUGGCUUGCAAAUAAGAGAGGCGCUUCAGCUUCAACUCGAUGUUCAAAGGCGUCUUCACGAACAACUCGAGAUUCAGAGAAAAUUACAGUUACGAAUUGAGGAACAAGGAAAACAGUUGAAGAUGAUGUUUGACCAACAGCAGAAGACAAAUAUUGGCCAACUGAACACUCAGAAUUUGGAUAAUACAUCAAAUAAUGAUUCACAAAUUAGUCCUAAAGAUAUUGAGGUUUCGAUUUUGGAAGGAUCGGAAAAUACCUUAUUCCCUUCAAAGAUAAGUUAG
This is a messenger RNA of Vicia faba (fava bean), 1137 nucleotides long. NCBI's taxonomy places the organism in Eukaryota, Viridiplantae, Streptophyta, Magnoliopsida, Fabales, Fabaceae. The record is from the annotation of a GenBank genome assembly.